This is a messenger RNA of Mytilus californianus (California mussel), 1981 nucleotides long. RefSeq names its product neutral protease-like. Gene Ontology annotation, molecular function: metalloendopeptidase activity. Gene Ontology annotation, biological process: proteolysis. The transcript has a single exon. Bases 126 to 1826 code for a protein of 566 amino acids. The record is from RefSeq and is a predicted model, not a curated record. Lineage: Eukaryota; Metazoa; Mollusca; Bivalvia; Mytilida; Mytilidae.
CUGAUAAUGGUUGCUCAGUCCAUUGGGUAGAUGUUUCACAACGUAUUUCACAAAGACUCUCUGUUUCUUUGAAUCCACGUGAUAGACGAUCCCUACAUCGGUUAUCACCACGCGACCUUAUUGGAAUGAAACAGUCUGAAGAACUCGAACAGGUAGAUACAGAACUGACUUCAGAAGGGACCAUCAUAGUAAAAUACCGGGAAAAAUUUAACGGAAUCCCUGUUUAUGAUGCUUAUGCUUCGAUUGAAACUGAUAAAACUACAAACGAAUAUACAGGACAGGCAGACGGCAAAUUACUCCACGAGAUUCCAGAUGAUAUAACGAAUAAUAAAAUUAUCUCUAAAAUUCGGGCAUUAGAAAUAGCAGUGGAAAAUGCCACCUUCUUCGAUAAAGAGGCUGUAAUUGAUAGCGAGAGAAUCAGAACAUAUAUUUACACUUUAGAUAACAGAGCAUUUUUAGUCUAUGAUGUUUCCUUUCGUUUGAAAAUAAACAAUCAAGUGUCAAUGCCUGGAUUUUUUAUUUCAGCAGAGACUGGACAGAUAAUUAAACAAAUACCUAAACUAAAAUCUUACAAUCUUAAAUCAGUCGGAGGUAAUAUAAAGACUGGAAAACAUAAAUACGGAGAAGAUAUGCCAUAUCUUCAAGUACAGAAAAACGGUAGCCAGUGUUCACUCCAGAACGAGGAUGUACGUGUGUUUCAUUUGCAUAACAAAUUUAACCAGCCAGAGUCACCUUUUACAUUUAAAUGUUCUGAUGGAUUUAAGGAUGUAGUGAACGAUGCCUAUUCUCCAUUAAGUGAUGUUUACUACUACAGUUCAAGGAUAUUUCAAAUGUUUAAGGACUGGAUACAUUUGCCCCCAGUAAGUAAGACACCAGUCAACUUUUUUGUACAUUAUGGAAAAAAUGAAACAGCUCACUUUGACCCGCAUGAGGUUGCUGUUGAGAUUGGUGACGGGAUUCCAUUUUUCCUUUAUCCGUACGCUGUUCUUGAUGUUAUCGGCCAUGAAAUUGGUCACGCAUUUACAGAUGAGCAUACAAAUUUGGAAUAUACAGGACAAUCAGGAGCCGUAUGUGAAUCAAUAUCUGAUAUCAUUGGUGAGGCAGCGGAAUGGUUCAUUACAAAAACUACGGAUUAUAUAGCCGGUGAUGGAAUCGUUGUCGAAAAAUGGGGUGCAAGAGAUUUAUGUGACCAGGACAAAGAUGGGCGUUCAAUUGUUCAUUUCAAAGACUACACUCCAGAUUUAAACGUCCACUAUUCUAGUGGCAUUUUUAAUAGAGUUGCUUGUGUUUUGAAGGACAAUUUAGAAUGGAAAGAAAUUUUUAUUUUAUUUACAUAUGCUAGUAGAUUUUAUUGGCAUGAAACUUCAGAUUUUAUUGAUGCUGGUUGUGGCCUUUUGAAGGCCGCUUACGAUCUCAGUUAUCAAUUGAUUUAUAUCGUUCAUGCUAUUUCUGAUGUUGGUAUAGAAAUUUGUAGUGUAGAAGAUCAUAUCCGUAUGAUCAGUGAACAUAUGGAGAUAAAAAACCUUAAACUGAACUCAGCAAAUAAUAUUCUAUUAUUUCGGCUAGAUUUUAGGAAAUUACAUAAAUUAUCUGGUUCAGAUGUAAAUAGAAUCCAAAUAAUGACGAUUGGGGGAGAAGGGGACGUUGAUAUGUAUGUCAGUACCUAUCAAACAUUAUCAAAGGAUGAUUAUGUUUAUCGUUCAAUUAGAAAAGGCAACACAGAACUCCUGUAUAUAGAAAGAAAGUCAAUGCUAUAUGGAUAUCUACAUUUGGUUCCCAAACAUUCAUCAUUUUCCGGGGUUACAUUGACAACAACUGCGCUCUGAUGUUGACCUUGCAUGUUUGUAAACAAUAAUUUUACAAUUGAUAUGCAUAUAGAAUUGAAAUGUGGCAUGAUGAAAUAAAUAACAUAAUCAUUUGUGCAUCCGGCAAAUUUUGUGUUUGUCUUUUGUUAUUAUGGGAAUAUAAAAUUAAAUUGUUA